AUGGAGAGAGAAGCGUCCGCCGCAGGUCAGAGCUGUUUACUCUUUGGAGGGAAGGUAUCGGCUAAUGCCGGAGUCCUUUUCUUUGUUCUAGUGAUCGCGGCAAGCUGGGAAGAAUGGUGGACCUACAGCGGCAUUUCGGGACCAGAGUUCUGGGGAGUCCUAAACCCGGAGUGGCAUCUCUGCAGUCGUGGUCGCUCUCAGUCCCCAAUAAACCUCUAUCCAGAGCUCCUGCUCUUUAGUCCACACCUGAAGCCGUUCCGUCUAGAAUCAGUGAAGACUUCCGCAACGAUGAUAAAUACCGGACACGACAUCCUGCUUCAGUUGUCCGAAUCGGCGUCAGUAAACUUGACGGGAGGGCCUCUGCAAUACUCGUACGUGAUUUCUCAAAUCCGGAUUCAUCAUGGUGACGAUUCAUCGCAAGGCUCCGAGCACUCCAUCGGACGGCGGUUCUUCCCCGCCGAGAUCCAGUUGUUGGGUUUCAAUUCGGACCUACACCGAAACUUCACUGAAGCUAUGAACGCUAGGAGCAGCGAAGGACUCGUGGGCUUGUCUGUGAUGCUCCGGAUAGGCAACGUGUCCCACCCUGAGUUCAAAGCAAUCAGCAGCCAACUGAGCAAAGUCGUCUAUCGAGACCAGAGGGCAUCCAUCGAGCGCAUCGAUGUCUCGCGGCUCUUUCCGAACACCAAGGAGUACAUGACGUACUCUGGCUCGUUGACCCAACCCAGCUGCAACGAAGGAGUCCGCUGGAUCGUGAUAAAUAAGGCGCUGCAUAUCUCCCGCCUCCAAAUCUCCUCGCUGAGAAAAUUGAUGCAGGGCGAUAUUCUCAAUCCCAAAGCCUCGCUUUCCAACAAUUUCAGACCGCUUCAACCAUUGAACAAUAGAGUUGUUUAUACGAACAUUGAUUUCCGCCAUCAGAACGAGGAGAGAUGUCCAUCUAUGCAGAGGAAUAUGCACUACAAAACUUCCCCUCUCCAUCCGAACACAAUGUACUGA
Messenger RNA from Galendromus occidentalis (western predatory mite), 993 nucleotides. Its product is annotated as carbonic anhydrase-related protein 10-like. The record is from RefSeq and is a predicted model, not a curated record. The transcript has 6 exons. Gene Ontology annotation, molecular function: zinc ion binding; carbonate dehydratase activity. NCBI's taxonomy places the organism in Eukaryota, Metazoa, Arthropoda, Arachnida, Mesostigmata, Phytoseiidae. The coding region runs from base 1 to 993 and encodes 330 amino acids. Gene Ontology annotation, biological process: one-carbon metabolic process.